UCUUCUUCCCUUCCCCAACCGCGUCUCCCUACGGAGGCGGAUCUGAGCCGAUUGGUUUGGACUGAAACUUAGUUUUUGGAUUGGAUCUUGAUUUGGUUUCUAUGGUUUGAACCUUUGGAUUCAAUCCAAAAGUUGAAAACGGUUUGGACUGGGUUGGAUGACGAGCAUGUAUAGUUCGGUUUGGUCUAGAUUCUAAAUGAAAAUAUCUGGAUUGGUUUGGUUUUGAUGUGUGCCGUGGAUUGGACUGGUUUUAGUUUGGAUGCCGAACUAUUCCUGGGUUUAGAUGAGACGGGCAUUGCCAUUGUCAUUGGCAUUGCUUUAUUACGUAGAUGAUAGUAAAUAGAUUGAUUGGCCAUUGCCAGUAUAGGUUAUCACUAUGAUUUAUUAUAUGUAUGAUCUUUGUAUUGUACUAUGUACAAUUCAACUUAGAGUUCAACAUGUUCUGUGUAGAAUGGAGGAAGCACCAUGUGGACGCUGCAACUCACGGUGCGGGACCAGCCUUUCUACUGCCACGCUGUUCGGCAUCUACUUCCAGCCUUCUUUUGUUGUUGCAGCGAUCGUACCAUGCAAUGUGAGAUUGGCAUUCAAUGAGCUCAUCGGAGACACCGUGACCUUCGACGCUCUUGGGGGCCCAUACACUAUGCAGGUCGAGAAGGGGCGAAAGAUAACCCAGCUAGGAGAUGAUUGGGAUCGUUUCAUCGCCCGCAUGCGUCUUAGUGGGGGUGAAUUGAUCAGGUUCUCCUUCAGAACAGAUAGGCCCAGGAUUUCUGUUAUCUAUCUAAAUUUGAUUCCGGAUAGUGAGGAUGAAGUUCAUGAGGAGGAAGAUGGUGCUGAUUCAGAUGAUGACGAUUCAGAUGAUGAUGAGAACCCACUUGUUGAAUACCUGUAUGCCCAAGGACUCAGACUGGGCGACGAGGAAAUCGGCAACCUCUGGGACAUGCUUCCGCUACGUGAAGACUACCUAGGGAAGCCAUUCGUGACCCGCCUCACAAGGACGAAUGUUAAACGGCAUAUCAUGAAAUUACCUAAGAGGUUACUUGAUAGCUGUGGCAUCGACCCGGACGAAGAAGGCAUGGCUGCUGGACUACGCCUUACCAGAACAGGUUCCAUCACCAGUUGUGCCUAUGCAGUGGACACGGACGGUCGCACUGUCUUGAGUAGGGCAGGGUGGAAGAAGUUCCUUCGUGCCAAGAAUCUUCGGGUAGGACAGGCCAUCCUACUCAGUGUUGCGAACACCCGUCGCCAUGACUUGAGGAUGAUGAUCACCAUCCACCUCAUUUAG
This is a messenger RNA of Aegilops tauschii subsp. strangulata, 1282 nucleotides long. NCBI's taxonomy places the organism in Eukaryota, Viridiplantae, Streptophyta, Magnoliopsida, Poales, Poaceae. The record is from RefSeq and is a predicted model, not a curated record.